UUGGACACUUUCACUCAAAGUGAUGCCGGACUUGGUCUGUUUCCACAGCUGCCCAUUGGGCAGCUCCCACCUCCCACAGCUACACCAUACAGAAUAACUCUUGGCUACGAAAGCGCUGCAGUUGGUCCAUCACCGUUCUUCUCUGGACUCAUCAACGGGAAGGGGAGACAUGAAGACGUGCCUUACGCAGCGACAAGGCUGAGCGUCUUUACCGUUGAAGAGGGUCAUAGGUACAGGUUCAGACUGGUAGGUGUUCAAGGAAGCUACGCCUAUAGGUUCUCCAUUGACGGACACAAAAUGACAGUGGUCAGCACAGACGGUUUCUGGAUCAAGCCACAGGAAAACGUGGACUACAUCAUCAUACACACUGGCGAGAGAUAUGACUUCAUCCUUGAGGCAAAUGCACAGUUUGGUAACUACUGGAUUCGAGCGGAGACAUUGGAAAUCAUGCACCAAGGAUCAGGUCCACCAUACAAGUCGCUCGGACAUGUAGCAGAAGGGAUCCUGCAAUACAAGAGACAAAAUCAGGAAGCCCCCGUCAUUAAGUCGACUGAAUACGAAAGCAUCAAGAUGGACUCCCCGCAACGAGAAUGCACCUAUGCCGACAGGUGUAAAGCAGUCAACUGUCCGUUCAAGAAUUUCCACGGAGCUUACUUCAUUGAUUGCAUUAACGUGGAUCAGUUCCAGAUGCUAUUACCCACACCACCUGAAGAAUUGCCCGACUCAAACCCAUGUACUGAAGAAGGCUGCAGGCACUUUAUAAACUUUAACUUUGAAGGUCAUUCGAGGAGAGCAUCUGCAAACGGCCGCGGCUUCCUCCUCCCUCCAGCUCCACCCAUGACACAAAACGAAUCGUUCCACGAGCAAGCUUUCGAGUGUGACGAUCACAAUCCCCUACCAGAAAACUGUCCAACUCGUGUUCUCAUCACUUGGUCUUUCAACGCCGUCCACCCCAUACAUUUGCACGGGCACACGUUUCACGUCGCAAAGAUUGGAUACCCAGAGUACGACCCUGCCACCGGGUUCAUUAAGAAGGAUAGUAAUGGUGUGCCGGUACACAAUUCGGACAUUACCUGCGACGACAAGAUAAGGUGCAGUCUACCAGGUUCAGAGUGCGAUCCGUUAAAGUGUACAAAGCCACGGUGGACGAACCCAACCCAUCCCCCCAUCACUACUGUUCACGACCGCACCGUUCGCAAAGACACCGUCAUGGUCCCGGCCGGUGGGUACGUCGCAAUCAAUUUCAAGUCCGACAACCCUGGACAGUGGUUCCUUCACUGCCAUAUCGAGGACCGCCAACUCCAGGGAAUGGCACUCAUUGUCAAUGAAGCUCCGGAAGAACAGAAAAAGUUUAUGAUUCCAGAUGAAAUGAACAAAUGCGGAGAUUUCACGUUGACAAUGGAGGAAUAUGAACAUCUGCGAAAUGUGGAAUCAGCAUUUCUCCGUGUAGUCGAUCCUCCUACUGCCAGUAGCUGGCCUUGGAAGGUGACGAGAGAAGACAUAACCACUGGAAGUGGAGCAACUUCUUUCCACACUGGAGGACUACUGGAGAGACCUGGUCUGGUGGCUAGUGACUGUGGCUGUGACUGGAGGAGUGCCUCAGAGGUUGAGGUGGACACUCUGACUGGAGACUUCACCAUCCUGCGCAGUGAUCUGGUCAUGGAUGUCGGUGACAGUCUCAACCCUGUCAUUGAUAUUGGCCAGGUAGAGGGAGCCUUCACUCAGGGGUUGGGUCUGUUCACAAUGGAGCAGUGUGUGUAUCUGGAGGGAAAUGGUCGGACUCAGCGAGGCCAGCUCUACACCACUGGACCUGGUACCUACAAGAUCCCAGCCGUCUCUGAUAUCCCUGUCCAACUCAAUGUCACUCUCCUGGAUGGAACCAGCAAUCCUCAGGCCAUCUUCUCUUCAAAGGUGGCUCCACAGUUCCAACACAGUUUCACAAGUGAGCCUCCGCUGUUCCUGGCUGCCAGUGUCCUGUCUGCCAUUAGAGAUGCAGUGAGAGCCAGUCGGGCAGAGAGAGGAAUCAUUGCUCCCUUCCAGCUGAACACUCCGGCCACUUGCCAUCAGAAUGGCCUGUGA
This is a messenger RNA of Geodia barretti, 2079 nucleotides long. Lineage: Eukaryota; Metazoa; Porifera; Demospongiae; Tetractinellida; Geodiidae. The record is from the annotation of a GenBank genome assembly.